UAAAUGUUUAUAUCUGAAACACUCACUAUAAACUAAUCUCCUCAACAUUAGCUUCAAACUAUUGAGUAAUCAUAAUAGCGCAUCCACCCAUUUGAGAACAUUCAAUUUGGUUAGAUGUCGAAAUCAACAAAAAAUAUCCCAGAGCUCAAAAUGAGAAAAGUCUAUCUGAUGAAGGUUUCGCAUCAUAAAAUAAAUUAGGAUAAAGUGAGAAAGAAGUAUGUUUGGUUGGAAAUGAAGAUAAAUCAAUACAGAGAAAAAGAUUCAAUUAUUCACGAUGAGACGAGUAAGAAAUUCUUCCUAACUUAUUUAAAGAGUUCUGCAGGAUUUGUCUAUGCGAUGAUGGCAGCUCUGAUCUGAUACGACCUUGUAAAUGCAAAGGAUCUCUAUAAUUUAUUCACGAGAAUUGUCUGAAGUUAUGGGUAUUGGAAAAGCAAGGGAUAGAGAAGGUCUAUCAAAAUGAUGUAAUCUCAUUUCAUAUAUAAAAAAGAUAGAUUGCGAAGUCUGUCAUUCGAAGUUUUUAAUGGAAACUAAAUUUUCUAAUUAAAGGUAGCUGAGAAUGUUAAGAAGUGCACCAAGAGCUAGAAUAUGUUGCUGGACAAUUGAAAUAAUCAUGUCUUUGGGUAUACUUGGAACCAUUAUUGCAUUGAUCUAUUAGAUUGUUGUAAGAUUCAAAUAUUAUAAAAUAUAGAACGGUAUAAUAGAACCUCUGAUAUUGGCAGGCACAACUAUAUUUGUUAUUUUAUUGAUUCUGAUUCUCUCCUUGAUUUACGUAAGCUGCGUGGAUUAGGUUUCAAUUGAAGUUCUUGACCCUUGGAGAUUCAUUGAUGUACAAAUGGAAAGUGAUUCUAAAUCUAUUUCGAUACUUGAAUUAGAAAACCCAAUUAAGUAGACUAUUUAGAUUAUAAACAACAAUGAUGAUAGAAAUAAUAUGCGCUACUCCACUAUAAAUGUAAUUUAGAUACAGAAUUGA
Molecule: messenger RNA, 970 nt
Organism: Paramecium octaurelia
Lineage: Eukaryota; Ciliophora; Oligohymenophorea; Peniculida; Parameciidae
Source: the annotation of a GenBank genome assembly